Molecule: messenger RNA, 2203 nt
Organism: Ilex paraguariensis (yerba mate)
Lineage: Eukaryota; Viridiplantae; Streptophyta; Magnoliopsida; Aquifoliales; Aquifoliaceae
Source: the annotation of a GenBank genome assembly
AGUCUGUCUGUCUAGGGUUUCUUCGACCAGAAGGCGUGUGAAGUCCUUUCGUGCGCCGGAGAGGAAACUUUGACUGUUUACAAUAAAACUUUGCCUUAAUUUUUCGGGCAUCAGUUGGUAUAAAAAUAUCGUAAAAUUCAUUUCUUCAUUGUUUUUGCACCUGUUGACCAUCAUCAUCCUCUUGAUUAUCAUUCAGAAUUCUUUCUAGACUAUCUCGCUUUGUAUUCGUGCUAUAUUUUGUCGCCCCUUUAUUGAAAAUUUUCACAUCUUAACUCCUUGGAGCCAUAUCUCAUGGCACAAAUUCAAUUGAGAUUCUUACUCUGGAACUCCUUUUGGCCUUUCAAUUUGUUUCCACCUGUCCAUAUUUGUGGUCUUCCUUCUGCAAAUGCUUCUGGCUUCUUUGCUUCCAACACAGUUGCUGUGCAAGCUUACUUUCUAAGGUAUAAAAGAUGCCGAGGACAAGGGCAAGGUCAGCAGCUUCUAAGUCAGAUGUGCCUGAGAGGCGUACUGAGCCAGAAAAACCUGUUGAGUCUGAAGAGCAGGUGGACCUUGAUGAAGACAAUGUCCUUGAGGAGACAAUAGAGGAAGAGGUUGAAUAUGAAGAAGUAGAAGAAGAAGAGGAAGUGGAAGAGGUGGAGGUGGAGGAAGAGGAAGAGGAAGAGGAAGAGGAAGAGGAAGAAGAAGAGGAAGAGGAAGAGGUGGAAGAGGAGGUGGGAGAAGAGGAAGAGGAGGAAGGGGCAGACGAGGAGAUGAAGGCUGCUGAGGCAGAUGAGGAUGUGGAAAAAAAGCAUGCUGAGCUUCUUGCACUGCCUCCUCAUGGGUCAGAGGUAUACAUAGGUGGUAUCCCGCAAGAUGCAUCAGAAGAUGAUCUGAGGGGGUUUUGCAGUUCAAUAGGAGAAGUAACCGAGGUCAGGAUAAUGAAGGGAAGAGACUCAGGGGAGAACAAGGGUUAUGCUUUUGUAACAUUCAGAACCAAGGAUUUGGCUUCUAAGGCCAUUAAGGAGCUUAACGAUACUGAACUGAAGGGAAGAAAAAUAAAGUGUUCAACAUCUCAAUCCAAGCAUCGUCUAUUUAUUGGCAAUGUUCCCCGAAACUGGGGAGAGAAAGAUAUGAAGCGGGUUGUGUCUAAGGUAGGGCCAGGUGUUACUUCGGUGGAUCUGCUGAAGGACCCACAGAACUCCAGCCGGAAUCGUGGAUUUGCAUUCAUUGAGUAUUAUAAUCAUGUGUGUGCCGAGUAUUCGAGGCUGAAGAUGUCGAAUCCAAGAUUCAAGCUCGAUGAUAAUUCUCCAACUGUGAGCUGGGCUGACCCAAAAAAUGCGGAGUCUUCAUCUGCUUCCCAGGUUAAAGCGGUCUAUGUCAAGAAUUUGCCCAAGGAUAUUACACAGGAUCAGUUAAGAGAGCUGUUUGAACAUCAUGGAAGGAUCACGAAGGUAGUUCUUCCUCCUGCGAAAGCAGGGCAAGAAAAAAGCAGAUUUGGUUUUGUUCACUUUGCAGAAAGGUCAAGUGCCAUGAAGGCUCUAAAGAACACUGAGAAGUAUGAGAUAGAGGGUCAAGUUUUGGAGUGCUCACUCGCCAAGCCACAAGCAGAUCAGAAGUCUUCUGGAGGCCCAAACUCUCAGAAGUCGGCCUUACUCCCAAGUUACCCACCUCGUGUUGGUUAUGGCUUGGUUGGGGGUGCCUAUGGUGCUUUAGGUGCGGGAUAUGCUGGUGCAGGGUUUGGACAACCACUGAUCUAUGGUGGGGGACCUACACCUGCUGGCAUGGCCAUGAUGCCCAUGCUUUUGCCUGAUGGAAGGAUUGGAUAUGUUCUGCAACAGCCAGGAGCACAGCCACACACACCACCACCACAGCAAAGAGGUGGCCGGAAUGGUGGGGGAGGCGGCACAAGUGGGGGCUCAAGUGGGGGAAGACGCGGGAAUGACAGUGGCCGUGGACGCAGCCGUUAUAAUCCUUAUUGAUUCUGUAUUUUAGUGAACAACUACCACCAGCAAGGUAGGGAAGGCAGUGCUCCUUAAGGUUGUUUCAUUUGCUUCCAUGUCAAUUCUGUUUGGCCACACAGCUGACAGCCCGAAUUCUAACGAGUGUAUUUCUUCGGAUGAUUGUUUAUGUUAGAUCUCUCUCUCUCUUUUCUCUCUGACACACACACCCACACCCACACCCACACCCUCUAAGUGGGGCGUGUUGAACACGGGUGUUUGGCAUG